Molecule: messenger RNA, 1767 nt
Organism: Giardia duodenalis
Lineage: Eukaryota; Fornicata; Diplomonadida; Hexamitidae
Product: Ankyrin repeat protein 1
Exons: 1
Coding region: 1-1767 (588 amino acids)
Molecular function (GO): protein binding
Source: RefSeq, a predicted model, not a curated record
AUGUCGUUGGCCAGGUUUGAUGACAUGCGUAGCAACAUCGAGGCUUGUGUUGGGCCUGUUGUGAGGGGUCCUCUCCCUCGUGGUGGGGCUGAACUCCUGCAGGACGCCGGAGGCCAUAUGGGCGCACUGAGGAUGGUCGUGGAGCAUAUAAGGGAAACAUCUAAUUGGACUAACCUCAUUCGCGCGGCUGCUCUUAAUGACGUGGAUGAAAUCAGGAAGCACCUUGACGAGUGUAGAGAGAAAGACCACAACGGUAAAAGUGCCCUUAUUUGGGCUGCUGAGAGGGGACAUAUAGAAGCGGUGAAGGUGCUGGCGGAACACGAAGCAGGAAGCAAGGACAACGGUGGCAUGACGGCUCUUAUGUGGGCUGCUAAACACGGUCACGCAGAGGUAGCGAGAGUGCUGGUGAAGUACGAAGCGAGAGCGAAGGACAGGCAGAAUCACGACGCCUUGUAUCAUGCCCUUAAAAAUGGAAACCUGGAGGUCGCAAGGAUCAUUAUGAAGCAUGACGACCUGGUGAGUAGGAAUGGAACUACUGCGCUUAUGAGGGCCACCGAUAGGAAUGACGUAGAGAUGGUGGAGCUCCUUAUUCCCUUCCAAAAAGCAAGGAUGGCAAAGGGAGCUGUUAAAGUAGGUGAGCUGGAAGUACGCCAAGGCACGGCUUUAAUGAGAGCAGCGGCACAUGGACACGCAGAAAUGGUAGAACUGUUAGUGAAGCAUGAGGGAGGCGUGAGAGGAGUUGGCUGGCCUGCUCUCAUACUCGCGGCGCAGUGCGGCCGCUCUGGUAUUCGUUCCAAUGACCCCCCGGUGGACUAUCCUAAGUGCGUUGAGCUUCUGAUGGAGUAUGAGAGAAAUAUCUCAGGGUGGACGGAGCUCAUAUACGCCGCUUACCGUGGCGAUAUUGACGCAGUCAGAAACAACCUUCAUAUGAAGGGGAACCAGGAUGCUAGUGGAUGGACAGCGCUUAUGUAUGCCGCAGCACGAGGAUACGAAGCGAUCGUAGAGCUGCUCGAGCAGGAGACUGGCAUAAAGAAUAAUGGUCAUCAGACUGCCCUCAUGUGGGCGGCGCGCAAUGGCCAUCCAGAGUGCGUUAGGCUCCUACUGAAGGAGGAAGGCGGCAUGCGAAAUAAUAAAGGGUGGACAGCUCUUAUGAAUGCAGCAUAUGGUAACAACGCAGAGUGCGCGAAGCUCCUUGCCAGGGAGGAAAAUGGUAUGAAGGAUAAUGAUGGCAUGACAGCUCUCAUGUGUGCUGCCAUGCAUGGCCAUACAGAUGUAGCGGAGCUUCUACUGGAGCAUGAGAAGGGUGUGGCAAAUAGUAUGGGUAGGACGGCCCUCAUGUGUGCUGCUAUAGGUGGCCAUGCGGAUAUAGUGAAGCUGCUGCUGGAGCACGAGAGGGGCAUGAAGGAGAAGGAUGGCAUGACAGCCCUUAUGCAUGCUGCUAUAGGUAGCCACGCAGAUAUAGUGAAGCUGCUGCUGAAACACGAGGGGGGUGUGGCAAAUAGUAUGGGUAGGACGGCCCUCAUGUGUGCUGCUAUAGGUGGCCAUACAGAUGUAGCGGAGCUGCUGCUGGAGCAUGAGAAGGGCAUGAAGGACAAUAAAGGCAGGACGGCCCUCAUGCAUUCUGCUAUGCAUGGACACGCAGAUAUAGUGAAGCUUCUACUGGAGCACGAGAAGGGUAUGAAGGACAACAAGGAUAUGACAGCGCGAAUGAUAGCCGUGAGCUGCGGCCGCUCCUCCAUCGCAGAUCUUCUGUCCGAAUACGAGUGA